This is a messenger RNA of Hemibagrus wyckioides, 1502 nucleotides long. Its product is annotated as lipid droplet assembly factor 1-A-like. The coding region runs from base 207 to 716 and encodes 169 amino acids. The transcript is spliced from 6 exons. The record is from RefSeq and is a predicted model, not a curated record. Lineage: Eukaryota; Metazoa; Chordata; Actinopteri; Siluriformes; Bagridae.
AGUUCACGGUGCAGGAGGAGACGUUAGUCUGAAUACGGGUGGAUUAUUAUCAGACAAGUCAGACGAGACUUAAUUCUUGUUUUUCAGUACCUGGCAACCUUGUGUAAACUUUUGGGGAGUCGGAGAAAUGUAUAUUAGUGCUUUUCGGGUGAGCAGAGGAAAUGAGGUGUUACUGCUGACGACACUCCAGUAAAAUUUGACGAUUAAUGGAGGACAUAAACUGGGACCCCAAGGGUCACAGUGAACAUGGGUCCUGUCCCAGGGAGGGAAUGUUUCUGGAAGGUGACCGGAAACCGGAGAACCCUGAAGAGACCCAAACAGACACGUGGAGCUGUGUUGACUUCACCUUGAUCACAGAGUUCUUGAAUAGCAAAGUGGGAAAGUAUCUGAGUGACCACCCCUUCAUCACACUGGUGCUGCUUGUAUUUAUUGUAACAGCCUCGGUACCUAUUGGGUUUUUCCUGGCAUUUGCCGCUGUUACAUUCAUCACUAUUACCACAUAUUGUAUCUUUGUUGAAAUUUUCCUGCUGACUAUCGGAGGGGUCAUCUUGCUCUGUGUUCUCUGCUGUCUUGCCGUGGUGGCCUUCUGGAGCUCCUGUGUGAUAAGCAUCCUGUACGUUAUUGGCUCGCAUGUCCUCAAUUACUGUAACAUUCCCAGAACAGCUGAAAGGACAAUCUCAGCAGGAGACAAGGUUACAGAAAAAAAACUUGAAUGACUGAGUGGUACUACAGUCUACACAUUUAUGUUGCACACCCCCUCUAUGUCCAUAUCUGUUGCAAUGCUAAAGCUGUAAAAAAUGCAUUUGUUACAUUUUUAAGAAAUAUAAACAGUGGUUUUAUAUUUUAUAUCCCUAGAACAGUACGUGCCAUUGUGUUUUAUUAUUUACAUAUAGAAUAUAUGCAUGUAUGUGCUUCUGGGAUUGCGUUUCCCAGUCCAAAGACACAUGUUGUGUGCUGAGAGACAUCUCUAAAUUGUCCGGAUUGUGUGUGUGCGCGAAUGUGCCCUACCCUGUCCAGGGUGUACCCAGCAUACCCUGGGAUAGGCUCCAGACAACCCCCAACAAUGCGUAGGAAAACAGUACAUAAAAUGGAUGGAUGAAUGUCCUGUAAUGUUACAGUUACAUGUUUAUGUGUUACUGUUGGCGAACGUGGCCUUGCUAUUGUUCCAGGUCAGCAAUAUACUAUACCAGUGUCAGCUGGUGUUUUAGAGCUGCCAGGACUACAAUUAGCAUUCUGUGAAAUGAGUAUUAAUAUACUUAAGUGGCACUUGCAGGUUUGAAGAGCUCAUAUUUUUAUGGGUCAACAGUUAUUUGUGGGUUUCUGACUCCUAAAAUGUUUUUUUCUUCUUAGAAUGUUGACUUCAUGUAGUAUUGUGUAUGUAUGUAUCUUUGCACACUGCACCUGUACUUGACUCACAAAUAUGAAUUUGUGUGUUUUGAUUAAAUAGCUCAAAGCCCUAAUGCAUCACAAUUUCAAAAUAAAAACAGUACAAAAAAUCCAAA